Molecule: messenger RNA, 1272 nt
Organism: Encephalitozoon romaleae SJ-2008
Lineage: Eukaryota; Fungi; Microsporidia; Unikaryonidae
Exons: 1
Coding region: 1-1272 (423 amino acids)
Source: RefSeq, a predicted model, not a curated record
AUGCCCUUGGUAGACUUCAUUGGAUCCUUCUACAAAAAGCAUGAUACCCUGUACGAUACCUUCGUAAGUGCAUGUCUUGAGCUCAAAGAAUGCAAGGACAUUAAAAACAAUCUUACACAGAUAUACAAAUGCCUUAGACACGAGCAGACGAGACAGACAAGCUUCAGAUGCCUCGAAUACUUUAUGGAUAGUGAGAUGGUCAAUUUCGUCUACAAACUAGGGCAUGUUGAGGAGAAAAAGGUGGUAAUGGACUUUCUUGUUGACUUCACAUCUAUCCUUCCUGCUAAGUGCUUUUCAAGGCUCAACGGCUUCUUCGACUCUGUAUUUGAAUCCAAGGACACUGAUGAGCUGGGAUUGGCCUUGGCAUACUCAGAAAGAACCAUUGUCCUCGGCUGUGGCAUCAGAACAGCCCUGGUUGACUACUCCCUUAGGUUCUUUUUUGAAGAAGGCCUUUCAGGAGAAUAUUCCAGGGCAUGCAUAGUGUAUCUCAUAUGCUCCAAGAGAGCUCUUGACCAUCUUAAGUCCAUGAGGUUUGUCCAGACAGUCAUAGGGCAGACCAAUAGAAUGUACUUCGAUCUAGAAAAAAAGAUGCCACUCUACCUAUCUCUCCUGCAGUUCAUCUCGUACUAUGCAAGGAAAGAAACAGACCUGUGUAAAACAGCUAGCGACACAUUCGAUGGCCGGAAAAGCCACUUCUUAGGCAUGAAGAGCUCAAGGCCUCAUCCAAUAAGAAGCCCCCUGCUUUUGGCAAGAGGAAAGGAUUCCACAGAGCCUCAUUCGAUUCUUGAUCUUCUCGAGUUCCCCAACGUGCACAGCGCCAAGGUAUACAUGGAAAUACUGGAAAGCACAGGAUCAUCUAACAUACGAGCAUUGGUCAUUGACUCUGUAUUAACAACCAUAGAGAACACAGAUGAUCCUACAAGGUUUAUAAGGUUCUGUGUAGAAAACCAUCCCGAGCUUGUUGCACCAUAUCUCAUCAAAAAUGGUGGAGAAGACUGGUCUCCCACAAAUGUACUUCAGAAGGUUGCAAAGAUGAAAGGGAAGGGAUCUUCUAUCAAAGUUCCUUGUGUAUGCCAUGUGGACCGUCACAGGAUUUCUAUAGUUGAUUUUCUUAUCGAAAACAACAUAUGUGAUGACCUCAUAUUCUUAUUUAUCUGGGCUGUAUCAAAAGAGACAUUCUACACUCAUUUCGAGAAGAUACGGGAGAUAUUCAAGGACCAUAGAACAAUCUGGGCAGACCUGUGGAGCCUUAUUCUCACCCCUAUAAUCUGA